Molecule: messenger RNA, 1384 nt
Organism: Pangasianodon hypophthalmus (striped catfish)
Lineage: Eukaryota; Metazoa; Chordata; Actinopteri; Siluriformes; Pangasiidae
Gene: wsb2
Product: WD repeat and SOCS box containing 2
Exons: 9
Coding region: 111-1355 (414 amino acids)
Biological process (GO): intracellular signal transduction
Molecular function (GO): protein binding
Source: RefSeq, a predicted model, not a curated record
UGUCAUCUGCGCGCGAAUCUGGCGACUCGGGCGGGGGCGCGUCGCGCGAGAACCAGUGCGCUGUGGUUAUAAUCGCACCUUGAUCCAGUGACUGUAAUAAUGCGUUUUAGAUGGAGGCACAGACACAGCUUCCUCAUGCUCUCCCAGACACACUCACCAGCCACGAGGAUGGAGAUGAACUGAUCUCGGAGCUGAAGCCUGUUUUCCAACCCCGGCUCUAUGGAUCACCUGGCUGUGAGACAUGGAGCGUGUGCUUCUCUCCGGACGGUACACGCUUUGCCUGGUCCGCGGGUUAUGGACUGGUGAGGGUGCUGCCAUGGCCUCUGCCUUCCAACCUUCAUGCUGCGGAUUCUAAGACUAAUGAGAAAAUGCUGGACUGUGGAGACACCGUGUGGGGCAUGGCAUUCGGGCCACGUGUCUCAAACCGGGCGAAAUCUGCCCGACCGUCUGUAAAAGGCCAAGAACUGUUGCUAGCAACAGGCCUCACUAACGGAACAAUCAAGGUGUGGGUCAUCUCCACUGGAAAGUUACUGUUCAAUCUGACUGGCCACCGGUCAGUCGUGAGAGAUUUGGUCUUCACUCCAAAUGGGAGUCUCACUCUUGUGUCAGCCUCCAGGGACAAAACUUUGAGAGUUUGGGACUUGGCAAAGAAAGGUCUACCAUCCCGUGUGCUCACCGGUCCAAACUACUGGGUGUUCAAAUGUUCUGUUUCUCCAGAUAGCAGUUUGAUUGCUUCAGUCUGUAACCUUGACACAAAAGUUUAUCUCUGGAGUCUUCGAUCCUUCACCUUCGUCAGGAACUUCAAAUAUGAUCAUGAGCGGUCCAUGGUGUCCUGUGAUUUCUCUGCCGAUGGAGCACUGCUUGCGGUUGGCUCUUAUUGUGCUGCGACAGGAUGGUGGCUGGACCUGUGGGAUCCCUACACUGCAGAUCACCUGAUUAAAGUGGAGGACUGUGAUCUGUGUGUGUGCAGAAAUGACAAUCUGCUGACGGCUUUGACGUUUUCUCCUGUAUUCCCGCAUCUGGCUUUCAAAGACUACAGGGCGUUACAGAUUUGGGACAUGGAACAAGACAAACUGGUUUUGGUGUCGGAUCGUAACCGGGUCAGCGGACUGUGCUGCGCGUUCCACCCAGGAGGCAGCGUCAUCGCUACAGGGUGUCGAGACGGACGUGUAAAGUUUUGGAGAGUUCCCCGCGUGGUCCCCAGUCUGCGACAUUUGUGUCGUACCACGCUCAGGUACUCGGUGUCCACCUUCCAGGUGCAGGCUUUACCACUCCCAAAGAAAAUCCUGGACUUCCUCACGUACAGAGACAUUACUAAGAAUAAGAUCCUGCGCUGCAGUGAGCAUUACAGCUGAUGAAGAGGAGCUUUUGGUUUGUGGCUGCU